Messenger RNA from Drosophila kikkawai, 3560 nucleotides. RefSeq names its product probable ATP-dependent RNA helicase DHX34. Gene Ontology annotation, cellular component: intracellular anatomical structure. NCBI's taxonomy places the organism in Eukaryota, Metazoa, Arthropoda, Insecta, Diptera, Drosophilidae. The record is from RefSeq and is a predicted model, not a curated record. Gene Ontology annotation, molecular function: RNA binding; helicase activity; ATP binding. Gene Ontology annotation, biological process: nuclear-transcribed mRNA catabolic process, nonsense-mediated decay.
ACUGCUAUCGAUAACAGUUUGUUUGUGCCAAACAGUUCAACAAUGUCCAGGAAAGGAGGAGGUUCCUCGGGAGGUGGUGUGGCCCAGGCGCCGCUCAACCUGGUCAACUUUAGCUUCCUGGAUCACAAGGCGGAGCUCUCUGGGCAGCUGCUGGCCCGCGGCCGCCAGCAGGCGAGAAGUCUGGUGGAGAACGAGGCCGAUUUCUGGAAGUUUGUCGGCAAGUACGAGGCCAUGAUGCGGUCCACGGGCCAGCCAGCUUUGCCGCCACUACUCACGGAGCCGGAGCUGUCUGAGGCACAGCCGUAUCAUCGCAGCAAGCACCUGGCGUUGCGCCUGAAUGGCGAGGCCUUCCUGCAGGACGCUCGCGGCGAAAUGCAGGAGCAGUUCCGGCACCUGCUGCUCGUCUACCUGGACUUCCGGCAGAAGGAGAAGUUCCAGCGCAUCCGGAAGCUGCGACAGGCGCAACGCAAUCUUCCCAUAGCCCGAUUCCGCAGCGAUUUGCGCCAAGCGCUGGACGAAUCCCGCGUGGUCAUUGUGGCCGGCGACACGGGCUGCGGCAAGUCGACGCAGGUGCCGCAGUUCCUGUACGAUUUCGGUUACCGGAGCAUAGCCUGCACCCAGCCCCGGCGUCUGGCCUGCGUGUCGCUGUCAAAACGCGUGGCCCACGAGCUGCUGGACGAUUAUGGCAGCCAGGUGGGCUUCCAGAUCCGCUUCGAGCGCAGCCGGACGCAGCGCACCAAUAUAUUGUUCAUCACCGAGGGCCUGCUGCUGCGCCAGCUGGCGAUGGCCUCAAAUCUCGAUCAGUAUGAUGCCCUGAUUCUGGACGAGAUCCAUGAGCGCAACCUCUUUGGCGACUUUCUGCUUGGCGUUACCAAGUGCCUGCUGCGGGCACGACCGCAGCUGAAGCUGAUCCUAAUGUCUGCCACCAUCAAUGUGGAGCUCUUCCACAGCUAUUUCCGCGAGGAGGGAGCACGGCUGGUGCAGGUGCCGGGCCGGCUAUAUCCCAUUAAGCUGCGUUAUAUGCCGCCGCCUGCGUUGGAGCUGAAGGCUGGCCAGGCGGCUGCGGCCUCCAAGCGCUCGCAGGGCUCCAAUCGCAUAGAUCCGGCCCCCUUUGUCCAGGUGCUUAGCCUCAUAGACCAGCAGUAUCCCACCAGCGAGCGCGGCGAUGUGCUGAUCUUCGUGAGCGGUGUCAACGAAAUCGACUCUGUGGUGGAGGCCAUCCGCGAGUAUGCCAGGCAGCAGGAGCACUGGCUGGUGCUGCCGCUGCACAGCGGUCUGGCCCUCGCCGAGCAGGACAAGGUCUUCGACUAUGCCCCCGAAGGUGGCCGCAAGUGCAUCGUGUCCACCAACAUCGCGGAGACAUCACUGACCGUGGACGGUGUGCGUUUUGUUGUCGAUUCGGGGAAGGUGAAGGAGAUGAGCUACGAUGCCGCCUGCAAGGGCCAGCGCCUAAAGGAGUUCUGGGUGUCCAAAUCAUCGGCGGAGCAGCGCAAGGGUCGAGCCGGUCGUACGGGACCAGGUGUUUGCUUCCGCCUCUACACCCAAGCGCAGUUUGAUGCCUUCGAGGCGUAUCCGGCGCCGGAAAUCUAUCGCGUUCCCCUCGACACAAUGCUGCUGCAAAUGGUGUCCAUGGGUCUGCCCGAUGUUCGGGCCUUUCCCUUCAUCGAGGCCCCGGAAAUGGAGCGCAUCGAGCAGACAAUUUUGGGACUCAAGCAGCAUUGCGCCCUUAGUGUGGACGAGAAGAUCACCCCGUUGGGCAGUUCGCUGGCCAAUCUCCCCGUGGAGCUGUCCAUUGGCAAAAUGCUGCUCAUGGGCUGCGUAUUCCCGGAGGUGGAGCAGCUCCUAACCCUGGCCGCCAUGCUGAGCGUCCAGAAUCCCCUGACGAACCGUGCCCACACGGACCAGCGUUGCGAGCGGGAACGCCAGCCGCUGGAGUCCGACCAGGGUGACCUCUUCACCCUCGUGCGGGCCUACCGCGAGUGGCUGGAGCUGAAGAUGCGACGCGAGGGCACGCGCAAAUGGUGCCAUCGUUUGGGCAUCGAGGAGCAACGUUUCUACGAGGUGACCAAGCUGCGCCAGCAGUUCCAGCGAAUCCUCGAGAGCUGCGGCAUGGCCGUGGCCAGUGGCAGCAGUGGCUCUCAGUUGACCAGCGCCGAGCGGGCCACGCGUCAUGGCGAACUGCGUCAGUUGAAGGCUCUCAAGCGUCGCCAGCGCUUCGAGCAGCCUCGCCAGCGCAAGUUGCUGAAGCAUCAACAUGGCCAGGAGGCGGAGGAGGAGGAAGAGCACAAUGAGGAGCCGCUGGGCGAGGAUAUGCGUGAUGUGGACUUUCGGCUGCGUCAUGACGCCCGGCAGCUGGCCUUGCUGGAGCGAUCGGCGCGCCUCGACCGCAGCCGGGACGUGGUGCUGCUGAAACUGCUGCUGGUGAGUGGCUUCUAUCCUCAGCUGGCCAUUGGCGAUGAGUUCAACUACUGUAAGGGCGGCGGCCAGCAGUUCUUCCACACGCGCCUCAAGCCCUUCCUCUCGCAGCAUCCCAACUCCCACUUUGCCAAGCAUUACGAGCUGCUCAAGCUGGCUGACAGCGACCUCCUGGCCAAGCCGGACUUUUACACGCCCAAGCAUCCGCUUAGCGCCCGGCACCAGCUCCUCUGCUACCAGUCACUGCUGGAGACCGCCAAGCCGUAUUUAAUGAACUGCAUCCGCCUGCCAGCGGCCCAGACGCUCCUGCUCUUCAGCUUUGCCAUUGACACCAAUGCCGGGGUCACACAGAUCGUCUGCGACGGCUGGCUGGGCCUGGAUUUUCCCAUGCCCGGCACCGGCAUGCAGCUUCUCAGUCGCGCCAUCGAGCUGCGUCGUCGUUGGAGCAGUCAGCUGUACGCCAAGCUGGAUGAGCUUAGCGACAAGCGGGAGGCACCUUCAAGCCUGACCAGUCCAAGCAGCACGCUCUGGCAUGAUCUGCUCGAUUUCAUGGCCCUGGACGUUGCAUACGCCAUCCGUCGCCUGCUGCCCGCUGAUCUCAAGCGUCUCUACUCCCAUCAGGCGGCUUCCGCCGCGACGCGACUUAUGGAACUCCCAGCGAACCCCUUUGCUCCGGACUAUGCCAUGACCGCCAACGAGGAGAAGGGGGGCCUCAAUGUCUCCGAGCAUGUGGUAUAUGGCUGCCUGGUUGAGCAACAGUGGACACUGGCCAUGGACACAACGUUGCGGUCAGAGCCGUGGCAGUGUACGCGCUGCAACUUCCAGCUGGAGGAGUUCGAUGUGCUGGAGCAGCUGGUGCAUCAACAGCAACAGCAGUGCCGACCGAGUAGGGCGAAGGCUAGUCCAAGUGGGAAGACAGAUAAGCGGCCACCACCAACCACCACCUCCUCCUCCUCCUCUUCUGCCUCCACUGGCGGUUAUUUCUGUGAAACCUGCAAGACUCGGCUGCGUCAGCUCUCACAGAUUGACAUCCUGCGCCACCGUAGACAGUGCACAAAAGCCAGUUAAUAAAUAAAUAAUAACCAUAACAAAUAAGAAUAACUAUAUUUCACCCAAAAAGAAGAUAUAUUUUUUAAAUAAUUAAU